Messenger RNA from Lentinula edodes (shiitake mushroom), 552 nucleotides. RefSeq lists its product as uncharacterized. The coding region runs from base 1 to 552 and encodes 183 amino acids. The record is from RefSeq and is a predicted model, not a curated record. NCBI's taxonomy places the organism in Eukaryota, Fungi, Basidiomycota, Agaricomycetes, Agaricales, Omphalotaceae. The transcript has 6 exons.
AUGGAGCCAAUCGAUGAUCUGAUGAGCACAAUUACAGCGGCCUUGCACUCAUUCGACCAGAAGUACCGGACUCUCUUUGUCAAGCUGAAUUCUGCAAUCGAAGUCCAGAAACGUGUAUAUGUGAACCUUGUGCGCACAGGAAGUCUCGAGCACACUCCGCAAUCAUUCUCACUGCAACCCGAAAUCCGCGUUCUUCAAUUAGUGCUACUAAAGCUCAUGGGACAGAUCAUCAUUGGCAAGCACUCAGAACCUUUGGCCAAUCUUACGUUGGUGCUUCCAGAUGCGGAUGCAACCUGCCGCCUGCUUUACGAUGCCCUGGAGGAUCUUGCCACUCAUAUUUUGCAAGCUCGUUCCCAGACGAACUCGAAGUUAUUCAAGGCGUUAGUAUAUUGUCAGCGUACUCCCUCUCGAGAAACGCAGGAAUAUGCCCAGGCGUUCGCACCUCUCCUCGCCCAGACCGCAAAAAUUUUAGAGAUACUCCAAAAGCUCGGGAAAGAGGUUUCAUUCAUCGCAACUAUUGCCCGCAUCCGAAGUCCUGUCUGUGUAAAAUGA